AGUCAUCCCGAUAAGCCAAAUAAGUAAGGCUAGGUAAGGGUUAAAUGACCAAUGUAAAUCUAGGUUAAAAUGAACAUUAACCUUUGGUCAAUAUAGGUCAGAAUUAAUGUUUGCGUUUGUUAAGAUAGAGUUCGUUCACUGGUGAGCUAUGGCGGGUAAUGGGCAGACGGGGGAUGCUAUGGCGGGUAAUGGGCAGACGGGGGAUGAAAAGUAUCCUAUGAGAAUAAAAGAAAGAGUAUUCAAAGGAAUAUUGAUGUGGCAAUGUGAAGCGGAGGAAUUCGAAACUAUGGAAACACGAGAAGACGAUAUUUGGAUAUGUACAUUUCCUAGGUCAGGUACGACAAUGACUCAAGAAUUAGUAUAUCUUAUACAAACGCUAGACUUUGAAAGAGCAGACAACACGGAACUCGAUACAAGAGUACUAUUCCUAGACUGCAAAGAUGACCGAUUUCCGUUUUAUAAAGGGAAAAAGGCAAUAGACGAGAUGAAAUCACCACGAUUAAUCAAGUCUCACCUCCACCAUUUUCUGUUACCGGAGCAAUUACAGAACGGCAAAGGAAGGAUUAUCUAUAUGUUUCGUAAUCCAAAGGAUGUGGUGAUUUCAUUAUUCAAACUAUUUGCAUGGACUCGCCAGCUAGAUGAAGGUGAAAAUAUGUUUGGAAGAUUCUUUGAUAGUUUUGUUGAAGGAACAGCGUACGCAUGUCCUUGGCCAAAACAUGUUCUGGGAUACUGGGAAAGAAAAGAUGAUGGGCACGUUUUACUUCUCAGAUACGAAGAUGUCAUCAAAGACAUGCCUGCAGCUAUCAGACGAAUUGCAAAAUUUCUUGGGCGUACACUAACAGAUGAAAAUGUCGCCAAUAUUGCUGAUCAUUGUAACAUUGUAAACAUGAGAAAUAAUGAUAAAGUAAAUUUGUCUUACUGGAAAAAUAUUGGCUACGUAAACUUUGAGGAAAAUGAAAGUCAGUUUAUAAACAAAGGUCAUCCUGGUACUUGGCACGAGAAACUUUCGCCAGAACAAGCUGCUAAGAUGGACAAGCUUAUUCGUGAAGUAGAGGACGCUGGACUACAGAUAGUACAAACAUAAACAUUUUCGUUGUGCAAUAAGUUACUUAAAGUUCAUGUUAGUGCCAUUUCUUGGUUUAUUUGUAUAGCGUUCGGACAAGAACAUUCGGACAUGAAGUUGAACUUUUUUUUUAAAAUGAAUACAAGACGACAAGGGUGCAUCAGUGUUGAAAAUACAGAUAAUACUAGUGCGUGCAAAUACAAACUAAUAGUAUAUAAUCUACUUAAUAAUUAUGGAUACUUUUUGAUUGUACAUAUAAGUAAAUAUAGUGAUGAGUACACAAACAUAUUUACUACAUAUUUGUAUCUGAAAUAAUUAUCAUACAUACGUUUAAUUAAUUGACGUUUGUUGUAAAUUAACUUCGUAAAUAAUUUCAAGAGAACUUAUGGGUCAACCUUAUUUGCAAGCCAGUAAUAUAUGAACAUUGAUGUUAUUAUCUAUUUAUAUUUGUAUAUAUUGGCAACAAAAUAUGUUUAAAUUGUUUGAGAGUAGCCUACAUGUGUAUUAAUAAUGUAAAAUUACGUCAUGUGAUGUAAUAAUCGUGCAUGGAAAAGUCGAGACGGAGAUAACAACUUUUUUGCUCAAUAAAAAGUUUACUAAAAGCUAGUAUAUCAAAAUCGGUCAUAUAAACAACUGAUGAAUCCAAUAAGUUUUGCUUAUUUCCAGAUUUGUAUAGGAAGAAAAUAAUUUAUUUUGAUAAACUACUUCAGAACAUGUCGAACUUUGAAAACAAACAGUACUUCAUUCAUUGAUCAGGGCAGUAACAUAUCUACAGAUCUGCU
This is a messenger RNA of Mercenaria mercenaria, 1845 nucleotides long. Its product is annotated as amine sulfotransferase-like. Lineage: Eukaryota; Metazoa; Mollusca; Bivalvia; Venerida; Veneridae. Gene Ontology annotation, molecular function: sulfotransferase activity. The coding region runs from base 149 to 1084 and encodes 311 amino acids. The record is from RefSeq and is a predicted model, not a curated record. The transcript has 7 exons. Gene Ontology annotation, biological process: sulfation. Gene Ontology annotation, cellular component: cytoplasm.